This is a messenger RNA of Tetrahymena thermophila SB210, 12726 nucleotides long. Its product is annotated as transmembrane protein, putative. Lineage: Eukaryota; Ciliophora; Oligohymenophorea; Hymenostomatida; Tetrahymenidae. The transcript has 5 exons. Gene Ontology annotation, biological process: SCF-dependent proteasomal ubiquitin-dependent protein catabolic process. Gene Ontology annotation, cellular component: SCF ubiquitin ligase complex. The record is from RefSeq and is a predicted model, not a curated record.
AUGGGUAUCUUACUCUGUCGAAAGAAAAAGAAGAAUGGGUCAUUAGAGGGAAUUUAGCACGAGCUCAUAAUCAAUCAGAAAAAUGUAGAUGUGUAUAAUGUUAAAAAAUAGCUAAAAGACAUGAAGAAUCAUCUCAAAUCUAUAAAAAUUAUAAAUUGCACUAGUAAUAGAGAUCGGUUUGAAUCUGUAGAUAUAUUAUUGCUUAGAGAAGACCUGCAAGUAUCAGAUUUUCCGAAAUUGCAAAGUGUCUCUAUAGACUUCAUAAGAUAUUAAGACAGUCCUAAGCUAGAUCCUAUAAAUAUCAAUAAUAGUAGCAUUAAAAUGGCUACUUCAAUAAAUUAAAAAGGAAGCAAAAUACCAGGGAUAAAAUAGAUCUAAAAUUUAUUUAAAUAAAAAAAGUUAGUUUUAAAUGAAUAAUAAUCUUAAGAUAAUACAAUACUUUCAAAUUAACUUCUACUUAAAAACGCAGACUCUCAUAUAGUAGAUUAGUUUUCGCGUUAAAAGCUUGAUGAUAAAUUAUAUGAAAAGGCUUUAAAAACUAUUCAAAAGGACAUGAAAACCCACCUUCUAUUAAGAUAUACUGUGAAUUAGGAGUAAUUAAUAAUAAAUUAACUUGCUUUCAAAGACAAGAGAGCUUUUUUAUAUAUGAUGAGAAAAAUGAAACAACUAAAUUGCACGUUAAAAACAAUAAUAUUUAAGGACAUAAUUACACUUAAAAAAAAUAUUUUUAUUACAAUAUGUUAAUAAAUGCGAGAGAUUUAGUAUUUAGAGGAAAUAUAAAUCAUUAAUACUAAUCUCAUGAGUGAAUAAGUAUUAUAAUUAUAAUAUUUUCUUUGCUGGAUGUAAAAGCAAGUUAAGAUUUUAAUUAUAAGUGGUGCUAAUUUAAUUGAUGAACACAUAGAUAUCUUAUUCUUUUAGAAAUUUAAGAUUAACGAUUUUUAUGCCUUGGAAAAUCUUGAGCUUAAAAACUGCCCUUAAUUAUGGAAAAGCGAUAAAUAUAUCUUGUUAAUGAAGCAAUACACUCAACUAAAGCUAAACUAAAGCACUUCAAACUUUAGAUAGUCUGCUAACAAAUCCCUUAAAAGUUAAACAGAACACAACUAACCAAACAAUUAAAUAGAAUUAAAAAGCAAAAGUCUUGAAUCUUCCAAUAAAGUGGUUUUAGCAAUUUAGAAUGGUGCAUAAAUAAAAUAAGAUACAAAAAUAGGGAAAAAAACUUCUAAUAAAGAUAAUUAAUAACAACAAGAGAAGUAAAAUCAUUCUAAAAAGAGCAUUGAAGAUGAUAUAAAAAUUUAAGGUUAAAUGGAUUAACAAGUGAAAUUAAUGGAUGAUCAAAAUAAAAUUGUAUCAAUUAAUGACAUAAAUUUAUAAAUUAAUGAAAAUAAGGAUAGAUUAAUUCUCCCCUAUGUGAAUAAUGUAAUAGUGGAUUUACCAGAGUAAAAAAAUACUCUUUCUGAUGAAAAAAUAGAAGAGAGUGGCAUUAAAUAAAAUAUAUAAGAAUAAAAAGCUGCAACAAUUACUUAGGUUAAUUAAUAAAGUAUUGUUGAAACUGAAGCAGCAAUGUAGAAAGAAAAAUAAAAUAUUAUUGAAAGCGAAUCUAGGCUAAAACAAAUAUACUUAGACAUGACUUAUGAUAAUAGGCAUGAAAGAUAAUUUUUGAUUGGUUAAUUUUUAUGGGAAAACUAAAUUUAAGAAUCCUACGAUGAAAAUGAUUUAGAUGCUAUAACAAACAAUGGGAUUAAAGAGAAUAAUUUAUCUUCAUCUCACUCUGUAAUCUAAGGUAAUAAUUCUAAUAUAGCUGACAAAGGAAUGACAUAAUAAGAUAAUUAAUUUUUUAAUCAGUUUUUUAAGUAAUGUAUAAGGGAUCUUAUGGAAUUAGAUAUGUGCAAAAUAAUUGAUUUUAGCUCUUUAAAUUAUUAAAAUUUUAGUAAUGACUAAAAGAAAUAAAUAUCGCAAUUUAUAAUUUCUUCUAAUGCAAUUUAAACUUUCAUAAUUCAGUAUGAUCGUAUAUUCUUUAAAGAGUUUUGUGAGCUAAUAUCAAAUAAGUAUAAAACUAAAAGACAGAGACUCUUUGAUUCUUAUGAAAAGGAACUCGUUAGGCUGAUGAAAUCUAAAAACACAGAAGAAUUUAAUUAUUAUUUAGAAAACCCAUAAAUAUUCUUUAAUAGUAAUUUGAAAAAUAAUUUAUUUAGCUUAGAAAACAUAACAAUCAUAGCAUCCAAGUUGGAUUAGUUCUAAUUUGACUCAUUUUGCUUUAUAAGUUUCUUAAGCAUGUUUCUCCUGUCAAUAGAAAUUGAUUUCCAAAAGCAACAAGUUGAAGAUUAAGUCAUAUUCCCAACUCAUUAUUAGGUUUUGGAGUAUUUAAGAAAAAUGGUAGAAAUUAAUAAUUAUGAUGAGUUCUAGCAAGAUAAUACAAAUAAUAAUGAUAGUGAUGAAGAGGAAGCUACUACUGAGAAGAACAAUAAAGAAUUUGAUAACAAAAAUGAGAUUUAAAAUUUGGAAGAUAAAAAUUCUGGGAAAAAAGGUGUAAACUAGUAAAAUAAUGAAGAAGUAAUCGACUUGUCUGAUUAGAAUAAGAAAAUUAAGAAUUCUUAUGAUAAAAUAAAGAUAAAUGGUAUAAACAGUAAAAACACAAAAAACGCUCACACAUUUAGCUCUUAAAUAUUUGAAGCAAUUAGAAAUUAUCAGAAUUUAUUCGAUUUAUAAACGUCUCUAUAGGAUUUUAAAUUAAAAAAUUUUACUUGGAAGAAUGCUUAAGGUUUUAACAACGACAAAUCUUUUAGUUAAUUUCUAUUUACUUACUUUUCUUUAAAUGCAGAUUCAAUUAUGAACUUAGAAUUUUAUAAUGCACAAAUUUCUCAUUCUUCUCUCAGCAGAGUCCAAGAAAUUAUAAAAAUAGUUUUUAGUAAAUACAAGUAUUAUAAUCAAAAUGAAAACCCAGACUUAUCUACCUCCAUAUUAAACUAUAAUGAAACUAUACAAUUAAAUAAGCUUUUAUAAAAAAAUAUUUAGACUUCUAAUAUGAAAUCUUCAUUUAGAAAUAGUGGUUAAAUAGAAAAGAUUAAAAAUUUUAAAGAGCUCAAUUUUAUGAAAACUUAGAAGUCUAUUUUAUACAACCCAUCAAAAAUAAAUUCUAAUCAGACCUUUCACUAAAAGAAUUCAAUGAGAGACGAUAAAUAAAAUUAGAUUGUAAGGGCUUCGGGAGACUCUUAACACUUAAAAGACAAUUAUCAAAAUAUUUAAAAACCUUAAAAAUCGAUUCUUGAAAUGAGUAAAAGUAAAACAAAAAGUAAAUAUUUUUUAAAUAAAUUUAAAAUAAAAUUUAUUGAAAAAAAAAUAAUAAAUGUCAAAUAAAUAUUAAACUCAUUUGGAAAGAUAUGCAAAUAUGUAGAAAUAUUAAAUGCAACUUGUUUAGAUCCUUAUGAACUUGAGAUUAUUUAGAGGUAAGAACAACAAAUAGCUGAAUAAGCUCUCUCAGUUUCUAAAAUGCAAUAAUCAAUUAAAUUGGCUAAUUAAUAAGGUGCUUUAGAAAAUCCUAAUUUGUUUUAUUAAAGAGCUAAAAUGGCUUUAAACAAUUUAGGAUAAUCUAAUUAAUUUGGAAACCCAUCAAUGUUUAAUUCAUCAUCUGUGUUAAAAUAAUCCAAAGAUAACUCUAAAAAUUAUUAAAAUAGUAGUAAUUAGAAUUGGGAGCAAGGAAAAUCGUAAGGAUAAAAUUAAAAUAAAAAUAUUCUAAGUUCAAUAAAAUUAGUUGAUUAUAUUGGAUUUUCUUUGAAAGAUGUUUUAGAGAUAAACAAUUAAAUGGAUAAUAUUACUGAGUUAGUACUAAUCAGAUGUCGUUUAUAGUUGUAAACAUUCACAUAAAUUGCUUAAAAGAUAUGCUCUUUUAAAAAUCUCAAAAAAUUAGUGAUAAGUGGCAAUAACUUUUCCGUUUAAAAUUAAGUUAUAAAAAACGAAGUUGUGAACAACAAUUUAUAGAGGUAAGGUACUAUCGAUAUGAAGAAAUCUGUAAUACCAAAUUUAGAUUUGAAAAAUGAUAAUUAAAAUUAAAAAAAGUUAUUUAAUUUCCAAAAUUAAAAGUAUUUAAAAUAAUAGCUAGGAAACAGCAUACAGUUAAGCUACAAUCAGAAUUAAAAUUAAAUAGCUUAAUCAUAUGCUAAUAUAAUUUAGGAGGAAGGAGAUGUGGAGAAGUAAACAGAAGAAAUGUUUAAAUUAUGUAUUUAGAAUAUACUUUAGAUUCAAAAUCUCAAAUAUAUUGACUUAUCAAAUAAUGAGUUAGAUGAGUGUUUCGGUUUAGUACUUUAUGAUGAAUUAGCUAAGAGAAGCUUAUAUUUCUUAGAGGGCAAAUCAAAGUAAUAAAAAGUAGAUUACAUAAAACAAAAUAAUAAUCUAAAUUAGCAAAAUUAAUAAUUAAAUUAAGUAAAUGAAAUACCAUCUAGUGAUAGUUAAAAUGAAUUUUCCUUUAAUAAUUAAAAUUAGCUUUAAACUUAAGGUUCGAGAAAGAGCGGUUUUUAUUCUAAAUUUAUAGCUUAAUAACUUAAUAGCAAUGUUAAUUAAAGAAAUACUUUAAAUGGCAAUAAAAAAUUUAGUAAACUGAGAUAAUUAAAUACUAAAUUCUUUAGCGACUCUACUGACAAUUAUGGAAAUGAAAUAUAAAAAUAAAAAACAGAAAAAUAAACAGAAUAAAAUAUACAAAAUGAAAGAAUAACUGAAGAAGAAGCUAAAGAAAACUAUUAAAAAAUAAAAAAUAGUAGCUAAGAAGAAGAUAAUAAUGCAAAUCUUUUUCAAAUUUAAUACACUGAAGAUAGGAUAUUAGAUCCAUAAUUUAAAAGCUCUGAGAAUAUUAAUUAAAAUUUAUAAAAAGAAAACUAAUUUUUCGCAGAUAAAGACAUUUAUGAUUUUUUACCUACUUUUAGAAAUUAAAGAAUAUCUUUAAAAGAACCAGUUUCUUUAGUUAUGAAUACAAAAUAUACUGCAAAGGCAAAUAAAAUAUUGGAAAAUAUCCCAGAAAAUGAUCUUGAAAGGCUAGAAAGUAAAUUUAGCUAACAAAAUUUUAAUCAGAGUAUCUAAGAUAAUAAAAAUUUAGUUGGAGGAGAAGCCUAAAAAAGAGGUUCAAAAUUAGAUAAAGAAGAUUUAUUACAUGUUCCUGAUAUUUUGGAAUUUUAUUUGCAAAAUAAUAAUUUUAAGGAAAAGACAAUUGUGAGUUUAAUGAAGCAAAUUGGAAUUUUAUUUGAUAAGUUAAAGGUAUUGGAUAUUUCUGCAAAAUCUUCUAAUCAGAAUAAAAAAUUGAAGCAGAGUCAAUCAAUUAAUCAAAUCUAAUAAUCAUAAUAGCUCUAAAACUAAAAAAAUAAGUUUUAGAUUAGUGAUUUGUAGGAAAGUAAAUUAAAUAAUCAAAUAAGUUCUGAUUUUUUGAGUGGAAAAUCUGAGUAAGAGUCUUCUUAUGAAAAAGAUUUAUAAAGUAUAGUUUCUAGUCUUCAAUAAGAUUCAAUUUAAUCAGACUCAAUUGUUCAAAACAAUAUUCCUGUUUACUAGAACAACUUAAACUAUCAAAGAGAAUAACAACUAGAAAAACUAUUUACAUAGAAUAGUUAGAAUUAAUUUUAGAAUUUACAGAAAUUAUCUAUAAAAGAUAUAGGUUUAUAAAGUUUUCAAUAGCACUCUUUGAUUGGAAAUUUAUUUUCAUUUCCUUCUAUUUAAGAGCUAGAUUUAUCUGGGUGCUUAGAAUCUGAUAAAUCUGUUGAAUUGCUUUUGUAAGAAGUGAAUGCAAUUUUAGUUUGUUAGCUAAAGAAAAUUAAUCUAAGUAGAAAUAAAAAUUUAAAACGCGCUUCAUGGAAAAGUUUAAGUGUAUUUUUCAUUUCUGAAGUUAGAUCUAUAGAAACAUUGAACUUGAGUGAUUGCUAAUUAAACGAAGAUAAAAUUUCAGGAUUAAUAGAAGGCUUUAAUGAGUUAUAAAAAGAUUGCAGUUUGUAGGAAUUAAUAUUGGCAAGGAACAUAAGAUUAGAGGGGAUUUUAAAGAAAUUUAUAUUUAUAUUGACAUAGAUCAAUUAUCUGCACUUGUAAGUCUUAGACUUAAGUGGAUGCAACUUAAAUGAUUAAAGUUGCGAGAACAUGAUUUAAGGUUUACUUUAUGGCAAAAAGAAAAGACAUGAAAUCAUCAAUAAUUACCUACUUAAUAUUGAAAACCCUCAAUAGCAAUAAGAAGGAUUUCAAAAUGAAUUCAUUAAUUUAAUAAAAGAUAAAGACAAUCUAUAAAAAAACUCAUUAGUUCAUUCGAAGAGUUUUUAGUUGAUUAAAUUGAUUCUGUAUGAUAAUAAUAUAUCAAUGAAAAUGCAACUUUUAACUUAAUACUGUUUCGUAUUUUAGAUUUAAGAAGAAGACAAUAUACUGUUUAGAAUGCAUUUUAGCAGUAACGAAGAGUAAAAGAAGUAACUAAGUAAUAUAUGGAACAAUUUAAAAGCAAAGAAAGGACUAAUAUAUUCUAAUCUUCACCAUCAUCUUUUAGAAGAGUACAGUGUUAGUUCUCAAACCUUAGUCCUAGGACCUAAUCUAUUUUCUUCAAAAAAGGUGGCUGAAGAUAUUUUGUUAAAUUGCUUAAGAACAUUUAAUUCUAUCAGAAAGCUAAAGCUCCAUGUAAAUGAUAAAAUAGUCUCUAUAAUGAAUGGGAUUGCUAAUUAAGAGAAACUUUAUGGAUAAGAAUCAAGUAGCUUUAUAGAAAAAUCUACAGUUUAAAAUAAAUAGAAAAUGUCUGUGGUAAGUGGCUAAGGGAGUAAGUAAAACAAUUAGGUAAGUAUUAACAAUUUAACAAAUUAAAGUGAAAAUUAUUCUAGUGCAAAUUACAGCAAAGGAUUUAUUAUCAUUCAGCAUGAAUAAAAAAGAGGAUCUAAAAAAAUGACUUUCAUUCCUCGUUCUAGGUUUGAACAUAAACCACACACACAAAUUUAAGAAAAAUAACCAAAAGUAUUUUAAAUUGAUAGACAAAUAACUUUACCUAAUGAUUUAGCUAAUAUAAAUUAAAAUAACAUUAAAUAACUUGAAAACUAAAGAUCUAAUAAUAAUCACUUAACAUACAUAUAAGAAAGCUCUAACAAUAAGAGCAAUAUAUAAAAUAAUUAGUUUGGAAUUAAAAAUAGACUCUAAGAGCUAUCAAACCAAAUGUAAAAGUAGAAAAAUGAAAACAAAGCAUCUUUCACUAUUUAAGGCGUUGAUUAAAACGGUGGUUCUUAGGAUAUGAUAAAUAAUAAAAAAAGAUCAAGCUCCUUAUUGAAUUAGUUGUUUUUAAGGGAUGCUUUGAUGAAAAAAAAACAAAGAAACAGUUUAACUUCAAAAAGUCCUUUGAGUCGCAAAAGUUAUUAAGAGAAUACACCUUAGAGUAUAACAAAAAAUAUGGAAAAUAUAAAUGGUAAUUUUUCAUCUUAUUUGUAAACAAAUGAUUAGAUUUUGAAUCAUAAUACCAACUAAGAAGUUAUUGGGCAUUAAAAAGAUUAAUUUCUUUCAGUUAAAAAAAAUUUAAUAAGCGAAAUGAGUGAGUAGAACUCAUUCAUAAAUGAUUUAGUUUUGGUAAGUAAUUCUGAGAAAUAAAGCAGUAAUGAAGUUGCUUUGAAUAAUCAAGUUUAAUAUUAAAAUACUAUUUUUAAAACCAUAGCAAAGGGCUCUGAUUUAAAUUAAAGGAAUGAAAAAUAUUUCAAUGAUAGCUUUAAUUUUGAAACAUUGACAAAUUUAGAAAUUAAUAAUGCGCAGCAAAUACCUGAUUAAAAUAAACACAAAAAAAUGGUCGAAAUAAAUAAAAAAUUCGAAGUGAACGAUAAAGAUAAAUUUUUUUUACAACCUCAAUCUCCUAAAAAAACCAAAAGCAUAAUUAAAAAUAAUAGAAGUAUUUUAGAGGCUGAGAAAGAUUAGUAAAAACGUAAGUCUUUUAACAGUCCUAGUUUUGAUAUUGCAAGUUUUAUUCACCCUCAGCCAUUAAGUAACAAAAGUAGUUUUCUAUUUGGCAAAGAUUCUAAUGUCAAAAAGACUUAAACAAUUAUUGAUUAACAUGAUAAAAAUAAUGCAAAUGAAAAUAUCUUUCAUUAGAAAUAGUUGUCUUUUAAAAGCAAUGGAACUUAAAUUCAAACUUAGGAGCAGAUAACAAUUAGCAGAAAUCAAUCAUAAAAUAAAGGCUAGCUUAAUGAAUAACAUAUUUAACAAAUUAAUGAAAAAAUAAACAACCCUAAAUAUGAAAAUAGUAUAAUCCAUCUUUAAGACAUUGAAAGUCUAAUUUUACAUUCAGAUGAAAAGGUUGGUAUUGUGAAUUUACUUGAAUUUUUUUCAGUUAUUGCUGAUAACAUAAAAAUUAUAGAUUUUUCAAAAAUUAUUAUGAGUCACUCCAUGUUUGUUAGAGUUGCCUUUAGGGUUUUAGAGAUAUUCGAAAAUAUAAACUAAGUUAAAUUUGCCAAUUUAUAACUACAACUCAAUAAUGAGCAUUUACUUAGAUAAACAGGGUAGGCUUUACAUUAUAUAUUUACAACUCCAUCUAUAGACAAGCUUGAGUUUUUGAAUUGCUAAAUUACAGAACAAUUAAUAGAAUAUAUUAUUUACCCUGAAGAUAAAGAAAAUGAACCUUCAUUUUUUGCGAAAGAUGUAAAUUUCUCUAAAAAUAAAAACAUAUCCUUUUCUAAGGAAGAAAACUUGAUACUUUUAGAAAAUGCAGAGAUUCUCAAUCUAAGUGACUGCAAUUUGAAUGAUAAAAAAAUAAAUAUUAACAUAAAUACAUGGAAAAGAGAUUAUCUUGAAAGUUUAAUUGAUUUAGACUUGUCUUAUAAUAAAGCACUAAGUCCUAAAUUCUUCUGUAACCUUGGGUAGUAUAUUAGCAAGAAUAAAAUAUUAUAAAGGCUUAACAUUUCUUAUACAGGCAUGUACGUUGAAAAACAGAAGCAAUUCAGUUACGGAUUACAUUACAAAAACGGAAUUCAUCAUUUAGCUUUAUAAAAGUUGAUCAUCAAGGAGAUGAGAUUUUGUAAAAAAGAAGGUACUUUGAUGCUUUUUAAAGCACUAUCAAAAUUACAAUUCUUAGAGGUUUUAGACAUGAGUGAAAUGCAAGUUUCAAAUUAUUAGGAACUCGAUAUUUUGCAUAACUACCUAAGACAUGAAUAUAUUGGAAAAUUUACAAAAGUUAAAAAAUUCUACCUUUAAAACUGCUAAUUCUUGUUUGAUACUAUUCCUUACUAUGACUUUAACAGUAAAUAUUCACUGUUGGAAUAUAAUCACUUUUCUCUAUUUUUACUUACCUAAUUCGAGAAUAUAAUUCUUCUUGACUUGACUGGCUGUUUAAACUCAAAGAAAUUUUCUAAAAAAUUCUUGUAAGAAUUAGAUAUUAUGAGAAGAAAAAAACUGUUUAAUAGCACAAUAAAAAGUUUAAAUAUUUCUAAAAAUCUUAUCUCUGCAGAAGAAAUUCGAGAUUGUGUUUGCAACAUUUUGUUUUUGUUUAAGAACCUUUAAAUUUUAUAGAUGAGAUCACUUGUUCACUACGAAUAGAAUUACGUGUAAAACAUACUAGAUGGUCUUGAUUCCUUUUCAUACUUUUAAUUUUUGCAAAAUUAGAACUAUUAAGAUAAAAAAGAUGCUGAGUAACAAGGAAAAGAAAUAGCUGAAGCUUUUUUAAAGAUAAAAAACUAGCCUCUUGAUUAAUUACCUUAGCUAGAAUUCAAAGACAGUACAAAUAAUGUGAAUAGAAGUAAUAUGUAAAAAGAUAGCUUUUCUAGUAAAUUUUACUCGUUUAAUAGCAGUUAAUUACGCUAAUUGAGCAAUUAAGAGGGGAGCAUAUCAAUAAAUUUAAGUGAAUUAGUCAUUUCUGAUAUUUCAAAUGAGUUGAUUCAUAAUAAAGGAAAUAUAGAUAUGCUGCUUGAUACUUGGGUAACAAACAAAAUUUUUGCUAAUCUAAAGAAAAUAUUUAUAUAUGCUGAGUAUACCUAAGUAACUAAUUUAGUCAGACUUUAAAGUUUAUAUAAUGACUCGCUCCUAGAGCUGAAUGAAAAGGUAGAAUAGCUUUAGAUUGAACCAAACUCUGAUUUUGAAAUAAGAUUUAAAUUUAAAGAAUCACAGUAGUUGGUUGUAUUAAAACCAGAAAAGAAAAAAAGCUAAUUGAAUAGUAUCAUUAACAAAGAAGAAAAAGUAUUAAAAAAGAGUAUUUACUUUAACAGUUAAAUUGGAUAGCAAAGUGGUGGUAAAGACAGAGAUUUUAAGAAAUCCCUCACUAAUAUUACUUAAAGAAUAAGUUAGCACGGUGCUGUAAGCACAGCAUAGGAUUCACCUUAAAUAUAGAAAUAAUGCGUUUCCUCAAGCUUUACAAAAAUGAGACUCGACUAUUUGGAUGAAGUUAUUGAAGAAGAGGAAGACAUUUAAGCUUAGAAUAACUUUAAAAAUAGCUUUCUUUCAGAAGAAGUAAAUAAAAAUAAUUAAAUAAAGCAUUCUCACUUCAGUAUAAAUGAGCAAAACGAGUAUCUCUUUCACUCUUUUUCUUCUGAAAACGAAGAUGAUUAAAUUCAAAUCUGGAGACAAUUUUAAUCCUUUUUGAAGAAGCUAAGUAAUCCAAAACUUAAUAAUAAAACACACAUCAGCCUUAACUAUAAAGAUCCUAAACUCAAGCUUCUUUCAAGUUAGUACAAUAUAUUUAUUGAUAAUAAAUACGAAUUGAACACAAACAUGAACAUAUUAUUCAAUGGUAUUGACUCUCUAUAUCUCGGAAACAUGCUUUACUACUUUUUAGUCCAAAUAUGCUCAUUUAAACCAAAAGCCGAUUUAAUAGAUUUUUUAAUAAAUCUCCUCAUAUUUAUGUCUUAAAAUAAAUUCCAAGACCUAACAAAUAAAAUAAUAAAACUUCCUCCAUUCUUGAUAUUGAAUGAAGAAGAUGCUUCAAGAAUUCAAUCUGCAUUUAUGAACAUUCAAAUAUUUUCUUCCCAAUAAAAAAAAAUGUAAACUAUUAUAAAUUCUUUAGGUUAAAAGGAAAAACUAACUUUCUCUUAAUAUGCGAACACUCCCACUAAAUAAAUCUCUUUGCAAUCUAGAAUCUCUAACAGAGACGAAAGUGGGUUAAUAUAGUAAAGAAAUAGACUUGCUUCACAAUAAAAACACUAUCUAGAUAAAAAGAGACAGGAAUAUUCAAGUGUGACAAAAAUAUUUUCAAAAGGGUUGAAUAUGUUAAAGAAAAAUGUACAAAAUAGGGAUUCCUACAAAAAUAAAAUAGUUUGCAAUUAUUUUUACAAGUCAAGUUAAGGAUGCAAGGAGUAUAUUGAAAUAGAAAAAAUUAAAAAGAUGCCUCCUAGCACUUUAAACAUAGAAAAUUUUUCCAUAAACGGCUUGAAGUCAGUUUAUAUGAUUUGUUACCACAAUGACUAUUUUAUUAAGGGAGAUAUUGACUAUGAAUCUAUUAUGUUUGUCAGCACCUCUUUAGCAUUUUCCCUCCGUGAAUAUUUCUAUUAGCAGUAUACCUCCUAAAAGCGUUUCUGGUUUAGUUCACUACUUCAUAGAACUAUGUAUUUAAUAAUGGAUAUAUUCGUCGAUAUUGACAGCUAUUUUAAGUACGAUGAAUCGAUAGAUGCUCUAGAUAGAGAUUUAAGAAACAGCAAAAAAAGCAAUUAUUUUUUCAUAUUCAUGAUUAUUACUCUUUAAAUUAUUAUAUAUAUACUCACUCCAAUAUUUUCUUUUAUCGAUAUUGGGCCAUACGACAAUGAUCACCUCUCUUAUAUCAUACACUCAAUAUUCGCAUUAUAUGCAAUUGUGAGCUUUGUUUUUGAAAUUUUCUACAUGAGAAAAGUUCUCAUUCUGACUCGACAUCUCAUUCCAGAUAUUAACUUAGUCCACUAAAAUAAUCUUAUUGCCAAAGUUAGAGAUUAUGUGUAUGAAAAGAUUAUGAAUAUACAAAUCUUCAAUUAUAAGGAUAUUCUUUUUUAUCAGAAAGUAAUCUUUAGUUUCUUAUCAUAGCUCGAUGCAUACUAAGAUGUUUGCUUCAUAUUAGUCACAUACCACAAAGAAGACUACUUAAUUGCAAUAUUUGCUUUAAUUGUGCUAUCCUACACAAAGUUUAUAGAAAUUAUCCUUUUCUUUAAAAUGAUAGAAAAAACUUCAUACUCUAAUUUAUUCUUUUAUAACACUAACAUAAUUUAUGAGUAUUGCUAAUAGACUUAUUUAGAAGGGCUCUCAAGUAUUCUUGAUGUUAUCAGUCCACACAACGUUAUUAGAAUAACAGACAAUUUCUUUACCAGUAUAUUGUUCCCAAAAAAAGCUCUAGGCUUGACAAUUAAUAAGUAAAUAUUCCAUAGAAUCAGAAAGGUUGUCACCUGCGAUUUGCCAUAAAUCUUAUUAUAAAUCCUUUACAUUUUCAGAAAUAUGUCAAAAUAGUCCACAACAGUUUAGCUCUCUAUAGCAUUGAACAUUAUUUCACUGAUAAAGAGUAUGUAUGUACUCCUUACAAUAAAGCAGAGUGUGCUAAACUAAAUGGAUUUCGACGAGCUAUCAGAAUAAAAAUCAGAAUUUUUACAAGAGCAGUUCCUUCAAUACCAGCAUAAAGAAAUUGAAAUGUUUGAUUAAAUUAACAACAAUGUUUAAUAGUUUGAAGAUAAAUAAUAAGAAGAAUAACUUAAAAGCAUAGCAUCAAGUAAUGUAAAUUAAGAUAAAAAUGAGUUACUUUCAAGUAGCAAUCAAUAAAAAGUUGUUAAAUUUGAACCUUCUAUACAAAAAGCCACUAUAAUUUAAUGA